AGCGAGAGCCUUGCGCUAGAGGUACAUCCUGCAGGUCCCUGAUGAACCCGGGGAACCCUCCACCGUAUCCGGGCCCAGGUCCGACGGCCCCAUACCCACCUUAUCCACAACAACCAAUGGGACCAGAAGGCUACCCCCCAGGACCUAUGGGGGGACCCUACCCACCUCCUCAGGGGUACCCCUACCAAGGAUACCCACAGUAUGGCUGGCAGGGCGGACCUCAGGAGCCUCCUAAAACCACAGUGUACGUGAUGCAACGGGAAAGGAAGACGGGCAUGAACACCGGGUGUCAGGCAGCCCUGGCCGCGUGUUGGGCUGCUCUCUGCUGCUGCUGCCUCCUGGACAACUUGGAUUGAGCAGUCGGGACCCAAGUGCUCCCUCCAGGCCCACUGCCUUCUGUUACUGGAAUAAACAAUUCGUGCUGCACCAUU
Molecule: messenger RNA, 431 nt
Organism: Suricata suricatta (meerkat)
Lineage: Eukaryota; Metazoa; Chordata; Mammalia; Carnivora; Herpestidae
Gene: CYSTM1
Product: cysteine rich transmembrane module containing 1
Exons: 3
Coding region: 42-356 (104 amino acids)
Cellular component (GO): extracellular exosome
Source: RefSeq, a predicted model, not a curated record